Messenger RNA from Vanessa tameamea, 638 nucleotides. RefSeq lists its product as uncharacterized. NCBI's taxonomy places the organism in Eukaryota, Metazoa, Arthropoda, Insecta, Lepidoptera, Nymphalidae. The record is from RefSeq and is a predicted model, not a curated record. The transcript has 5 exons. Bases 1 to 621 code for a protein of 206 amino acids.
AUGGGUAGGCACCACCCACCCCCUUUCCGUGUGAAGGGUGCUGUGUUCCUCUCCUUAGUCAUCUUCUCAUAUCAAACCGACUUUGAAAAGUCAGAAAAAAUACUAGGAUAUCCUAUGAAGACGGAUUCCAUUGUUAAGAGAACACGAAGAACUUCCGGUAAUAACAGACUGAGCGACUUCAAUCAAUUCGUGGAAGAUAAAUUAAUUCAGCAUACUCAGGCUCUGGAACAUCUCGUUGAUAUGCUUCAAAGAAAUGAAGACACGACUAAGAAACUUGUAAAUUCGUUAACUAGAAAAAUUGCGCAACCUAUACCCAAACUUCCUGAAAAAUUGGACGUUUAUCAGACCAGACGUAGUGGAGGGGAAGCUGAUAAGGAUCAUCCAAUUCCGCGUCCUGUCACUAAUAAGCCCAUGUUUGUACCAAAUACUCAAGCCGUGAAAGACAAACCAAGCCCUUGGUGUUCGGUGGCUGUGUUAUGUGAAAGAACAAUGGAAACUGUUUGUGGAUACGAUGAUACCUUUGGCUAUGGUAAAUUUGAGGAUAUAUGUCACAUGCUACAAGUCAACUGCUAUUGGAAAUACAACUUCGCCUUCGUACCUUCCUGCACACCAAUAUUAUAAAUCGUCUAAAUAAUCAA